Molecule: messenger RNA, 2355 nt
Organism: Culex quinquefasciatus (southern house mosquito)
Lineage: Eukaryota; Metazoa; Arthropoda; Insecta; Diptera; Culicidae
Exons: 3
Coding region: 287-862 (191 amino acids)
Source: RefSeq, a predicted model, not a curated record
CGUAUAUCAGCCCAGCAAGUUUUCUAAGUUGAUUGUGGAUGACGAACGAUGGUUCGGAACUACCUGCCGGCAGGAGUGGACCGUUGCUCAGCUGGACUCGGCCAUUCGAGCGGUCCGUAACGGUUGCAGCAAAACCGAAGCUGCACGUUCCUUCGGUGUGCCAAAGAAAACUCUGUGGCGGUAUCUGCGUCAAGUGGAAGGCCCCGUAAUCCGUCGAGAGCUAGGCAGUUUCAAGACCGUGUUCAACCCGGCACAGGAGCAGCAGCUGGUUAACUACAUUUUGGACAUGUGCCGUACGUUUUACGGGCUCACUCCGAAGGAUGUGCGAAGCUUCGCGUACCAAAUGGCAGAGGCCAACAACAUCCCGCAUCCGUUCAACCACGAAGAGAAACAUGCCGGGACGGAUUGGUUCUACUGCUUUCGGAAGCGAUUUCCGAAUUUGGUCCUACGUGUAGCAGAACCGACCUCAAUGGCAAGAGCUAAGGGGUUCAACCGGAAGAGUGUUGGAGACUACUUCCAACUGGUAUCUAACAUCUUCGCGGAGCAUUUUUAUCCCCCGGACAAGUUCUACAACAUGGACGAGUUCGGCGUUUCUACGGUUCCGACGAAAGCGAACAGAGUCGUCGCAGAACGCGGACAGGACCAAGUCGGAGGAAUGGUUUCCGCGGAAAAGGGAGUAACAACCACCGUUGUGUUCGCUAUGUCCGCCGCGGGCGAUUUUGUGCCACCAAUGUUCAUUUUCCCAAGGCAGCGCAUGAAUGACGCGCUGAAGGUUGGUGCCCCUACGGGUCGACAUUCGCGUGCAAUCCCUCUGGAUGGAGCACUAUCGACACGUACACAAAAUGGUUCGACCAUUUUUUAAUGCACACACGCUCAACUAAGGAAGAACCGGUGCUUUUGCUUUUCGAUGGGCAUAAAUCGCACACGAAGAACCUGCAGCUGUUGGAGAAGGCCCGGAGGAACCAUGUCCGCAUCGUCUCGAUCCCGCCUCACACUUCACACAAACUACAGCCUUGUGAUUUGACCCUGAUGGCGUCGGUGCGAUCGCACUACAACAGUGCUUCCCAUUCAUUGCUGCGACAUGCGCUACCUGGUCGUCUGGUUACGCCGUACGACAUAUGCUCGCUCAUGGGGCAGGCUUUUUCGCUUUCGGCGUCCCGGUCAACGGCAGAGAAUGGGUUUAGAAGAGCGGCUCUGGUUCCGUUUAACCCGGCGAUCUUCAAUGACGAAGAUUUUGCGUCCGCCGAUUAUCUUUCUCAGAUGAAUGUCGGUCAGGUUCCAAUCGGAAAUGAUGGUUUUGAAGUCAGGGAUGAAGAGGAACUUGGAGUCCAGCCCGAACAGGAAGAACUGGUCGACGUUGAACAAGUUCAAAACGAUCAAGAACCCGGAGGUGUUGACCACCUGGCACCGGUAGAGCUUCACACCGUUGAGGACACCAAGGAUCAGAGCCAGAUCAUCAUAGAAGAGGACGUCUACUUUCUCAUCCAGGACAAUGGUGAGAUAAAGCUGCAGUCGAUCAACACCGCGGAUGAACGAGAAUAUGUUGCCGCUCCUGUCUCUCCGGGACCUGACGCACGUGGACAACGUCGAUGCCCCACCGAUCGAGAAGCAGCUUCGCGAGAGCGACAAUAAUGGUGCCGCUGAACUUCUGGGACAAGGUGCUGCAGAUGCCGGCAGUCCGGCACUUGAACCUAGCGCUGUUACUGACCAGAAAGCUACAUUGAAAAAGAAGAAGCCGAAGCAAACCAAGAAGCACCCCGCAAGCAGCAACGAGAACUGUGAGGAAGAAAGUAUUCCAAAGAAAAGAGUUCGAUGGGAUGCCCACGUCAAGGAACCCGGAAACACAUCGAUUGGAGAGUUUUCGAUCCCGCCAUGCGAUGUGGCAGCACAACGGCAAGCUAAGAAGACCCGGCCGACCCAGUCCCGGAAGCGGAAGCCUUCAAAGAAGGAAGUGGCUUCUGAUUUGACGUCGACAUCAAAAAUAUACAGAAGACAAACCGGAAGCGUCGGACCGGGCCGAAGAAGCCCAAAGUCGAGGAAGCGUUAAGUGACGUCUUGUGUGCUGAAUGUGGUGAGCAAUUUUCGCUGUCCAACAAUGGAGACGGAUGGAAGAAAUGUGCCAAAUGCGACGGUUGGUACGAUCACAAGUGCACCGACAGUAUCACCGGAAGCUGCGGAUUUUGUUGAUUCGCCAGUGCAGCCAGGAGUUGCAGAUUUCUUUAGUUCACCAGUGCAGCAAGAAGCUGAAGAUUUUUUUGUUUUUUUUUUUUUUUUGUUACUGAUAUCAUUUAAAAAACACUUCGUAAUCAUAUCACAUAAUAAUGAAUUGAAUAAAAAACAAUUUGCGUUACAUCA